AUGGUGAUGAUAAAAGAUAAAAUGAAUAAAAGUGAUGAGCUUGAUUCAACCUAUUAUCAUGAUCGAGGAAUUGCACUUAAUGCCCUUCGUUGUCAUUUGCAAUUACUAAACUAUUUAUCAUUAACAUCGUCUGGUAGAUUGUAUUUUAUUAAAAAUAAUAUUAUUGAUAAAGUGAUAAGCAUCCUUGAACGAAAUGUAUUAAUUGAUAAUGCAUACGAAAAUGAGGAACUUUAUCAUGCUGAUGUAGGUAUUAUUGCAUAUACUUUAAUGUUAUUGUAUAAUUUGGCUUAUGAAAAACCUAUAUUUUCAAUACUGAAACAAAAAGAUUUGGAAAGUAUCAUUAGUAAAUUAGAAUCUUCGAAAGAUAUUACUAUACAAUAUGCAAGUAAAACUUUAUCAACAAUUUUAAUUAAAGAUCAAAUACAAGAAGAAAAUGAACCAAUGAAAUUGAAACAAAAGUAUGCUGAAUAUCUUGAAAAAAAUAUCAUUGAACCGAAGCGUACAAUUAAGUCAGGCGUUGCAAGAACUAUGACAGAACGAGAUGAUAAUGUAAAACUUCGAAUUUUAGAUGAAACAUUUUUAACACGUUUAAGUCGAGAUAUUGAAGAUUUAUCAACCAAUGAAUAUCCAUCAAAUGCAAUGAAGUAUAAAAAUACUGGACGACGUGUUCGUGUUGUUUCAAAACAGGAAACAAAAGAAGUUGAAUCAAUAUUAGAUCCAAUAUUAGAAUGUUUAAAUUCAAAUUUUUAUCUGAAACUUUUUGAAAAACUUGAACUUAAUCAAACAAAAGCUACGUCGAGAGUUACCGUCUUCAAUCGCACUCUUGCAGCAAAACAUUUAUUUUUCAUGCAUGAAUGUACACAAUUUCUCUUUCGGCAUGAUUAUAAACGACGAAAGGAAGUAGCAAAUUCGUUGGGUAAAAAAAUGUUGGAAUAUACUAAAGAAAUCUUUGAUCAACACUUAUCGAUUCUAACCGGAGAUGAAAGUAAGAUAUUAUACAUGAACAAAGAUGCACAACUGUUGUGCUCUUUGUUUUAAAAUACGAUGUAAUUAUUAUUAUUUUCAAUUUUGUUUUAUAUAACUGCCAUAAAUAGAUAGUACUUUGCGUAUUUGGACCAGACCCUGAUUUUAAAUAAUGAAUAUUUGACUGGAGUUAUCGAAAUUGCAUGCAUUCUUAAACUGUUAAUGUAUACAACGUAAUUUAGAGAUGUAGGAUUCAGUUACUGUUAUGGAGAUGUGUCCAAUGUCACUAAAUCCGUGACGAGAAGUAACUGUAUGAAAAAAAAAUGAAGUCUUCUGAAUCUUGUUAAGUAUACAUUUAUUACCAUCAAUAUCCCAAUGGGAUAAUAAAACACAUUCGAUGUGUGCAACGAAUGCUCGAAAAUUAUCUUACUUCGAGUGCUCGAACAUCACUAUAGGGUGAAUCCGUGGGGUUUCUACCACUUUUU
Messenger RNA from Rotaria sp. Silwood1, 1448 nucleotides. The record is from the annotation of a GenBank genome assembly. NCBI's taxonomy places the organism in Eukaryota, Metazoa, Rotifera, Eurotatoria, Philodinida, Philodinidae.